Messenger RNA from Morone saxatilis (striped sea-bass), 3187 nucleotides. RefSeq names its product minichromosome maintenance 10 replication initiation factor (gene mcm10). The record is from RefSeq and is a predicted model, not a curated record. Gene Ontology annotation, molecular function: single-stranded DNA binding; DNA replication origin binding. Bases 250 to 3000 code for a protein of 916 amino acids. Lineage: Eukaryota; Metazoa; Chordata; Actinopteri; Moronidae. Gene Ontology annotation, biological process: DNA replication initiation; DNA replication. The transcript has 18 exons. Gene Ontology annotation, cellular component: replication fork protection complex; nucleus.
UUCGAUGUUCUCCCUCGCUGUGGGAGCCGGUGGUAAAGGUGACAAUAUGAACCUAAUGCGUCCUUCUUCUCACAUAUAACCGGUGACUUUUACACAGAUACACUCGGUGCUCGUUACCGGACACCCAGCAGCGUACUGACGUCGUUGUAAAAGCCGUCAGAGUUGCGUUAGAGCUCGCAAAGGACACAACGCUUUAACACUAGAACUCAGGGUCACCAGAUCUUCUGAAAUCAGCUCAACACCUCUAAAAUGGACAGUGAGGAUGAUCUGGACAUUUUGACGGCGCUGCUGGCUGAGAGCGAGGGCGUCGGAGAAGAACAGGGCGGUCAGGAGCAGGCAGACGACUUGGACGACCUGUUCGACAACGACAAUGAUGAGGAGGAAGAGUACAAAGACGGCGCUGAGGACGAAGGGCAGGACGUGAAGAAAGCAGACCCAUUGUUGGAUCUCUUUGGCGAUGUGGAUGACAUUGAAAGUGAAGAGAAAGACACUAAAGGGAAAGAGAGUGGAGGAGAAGCCUGUGAGAGCCUGGACAGGUCCAAGGAGGACUUACAAGAGGAGCUCAGGCGCAUGCAGGAGCAGAUGCAGCGGUUGCAGCAGCAGCUGGAAUCAAGCCAGAAGGUUUCCACUCCAGUCAGGGCUGCAGGGAGCUCGGCUGGUCCCAAACCGACGAUCCCAAAACCGACACCCCCUCGACAGCCGACCCCAAAACCGACACCCCCUAGACAGACGACCUCCAAAGUGAACCAGGCCAAACCAGCCUCUACCACACAGAAGACCAAGACACAAGCUGCAGCAACAUCUUCAUCCACUCCAGUCAGAGAACAAAGUGUGAAGCUCCAGGAGUCCUCAGACUUUUUCGAUCAGCUGAACAAUGCUGACUCCUUCAAGCGCAAACCCAGGGUAGCUCACCAUCCCAAACCCAGCACCUCACCAGAAGACAGGGGGCCUCUGGUGGAGAUAAAGAUCGGCAGCUCCUUCCAGCCUGUAGCGAGCACCAGCAAGGACAGCAAUCCUCUGCGUUCACCUCCAGCCUCUCAGAGCAGACCUGCACCAGCUGCCAAAGCAGGACAGCCUAAACCUUCUUCUCUCCCUCCUCUUCCUAAAGAUGUGGGUGUUGAGAAAUACUCAGGACUGCGGCUCAGAAAACCGCGGGUUUCCUCCAGCGAGAUGGACCGCAAGAUGGCCGACCGCCGCCUGAUCCGCCUGUCGCAGGUGCCGGAGCGUUUGGCUCGGGAGAAGCUGGAGGACAGCGACUGGGUGACCUUCGGGGUGCUGGUCAACAAGGCCACGCCACAAAGCAACAGCAGUGGCAAAACCUUCAGCAUCUGGAAGCUGAACGACCUCCAUAACAUGGAAGUGUUCGUGUCUCUGCUCCUGUUCAGCGAGGUGCAUAAAGAGCACUGGAAGACGGAGCCGGGCACCGUCAUAGGCCUCCUCAACCCGAACGCCAUGAAGCAGAAAGACGGAUAUGACGGGGUGAGCCUGACGGUGGAUCACCCACAGAAGGUGUUGCUGAUGGGUGAAGCUCAGGACUACGGCACCUGCAAGGCCAUGAAGAAGAACGGAGACCCCUGCUCUCAGAUAGUCAACCUGUACGAGUGCCAGUACUGCCAGUAUCACGUCAAGGCCCAGUAUAAGAAGAUGAGCGCCAAGAGGGCCGAGCUGCAGUCGUCGUUUUCUGGAAAAGCUCCCAACAAGGUGAAGGGGAAGGGCGGCAGCCUGAGAGACCGGCUGUGUCAGGACGGCUUCUACUACGGCGGUGUGUCCUCAGCUGCCUGCGCCUCCUCACUAACGGCGUCCAAACCGAACAAACCCGCCCAGAAGACUCUGGACUCGCUGUUUGUGAAGGGCUCGGCUCAGCUCAUCCAUCAGGCCAAAAAGCUGGGCGUGCAGUCCGGAGAAGUUUCAGGUUGUUCAAAUGAAUUUAAGAGCCUGUUGUCGAUGCCAACACCCGGAGCUCUGCAGCUGAAGAAGCACUUAGUAAAGGGCAACCAAACAGUCUCCAAAGAUGCAUCCGAAGCUCCACUUCAGUCCAUCACAGCCUCAGACCUGCUGAAGCAGCAGAAACAGAAGCAGCGGGAGUUUCUGCAGAACCGCCGGCGGAGGGCAGAUGAGAUCCAGAAGAAGGUGCUGCAGAGCUCAGCUGGACCCGGGUCGUCGUCGUCGUCACUGGGCCGGAAUGGUCUUACGUCCCCGAAAGCAGCUUCUGAGGCCCCUAAGGCCACCCGAAGCCCUCCAACUCCCCACGCCCCCACCCUGGGCCGAGGCUUCUCUGAAGGGGAAGACAUCCUCUUCUUUGAGAACAGCCCGCCACCGGCGCCCGCCCCCAGCGCUUUCCUAUCAGCCACCAAGCUGGCUGCUCUGAAGAAACUGAGAGCCAAAGGGGCCGGGCUCGAAAAGGAAGACCCCAACGCUGUGAAGAGGAAGAGGAGUAACGACACUGAGAUCAACGCCCGGGUGGAGAAGAAUCUCACCUCACCCAAAGGUGACUCAUCCAGUAACGGGGAAGAGGAACCUGCCCAGAAGAAGAAGAGAGAGCUCCUCUACGUCCAAUCAGAGGAGUUCCAAAAGAUCCUCAGUGCCAAAUCUCGCCACGAUGUUGUUCUACAGGCGGCGGAGUACCAACUGCAGGAGCGCUACUUUGAUCCUCUGGUGAAGAAGGAGCAGAUGGAGGAGAAGAUGAAGGGCAUCAGAGAGAUGAAGUGUCGUGCUGUUUCCUGUAAAAAGUGUAGUUACACUUACUUCAAGCCGGCGGAUCGUUGUGUGGAGCAGAAUCAUGAUCUGCGGUGGCACGAUGCUGUGAAACGUUUUUUCAAAUGUGCCUGUGGACAGAGAGCCAUCGCUCUAGACAGACUGCCCAACAAACACUGCAGUAACUGUGGUCUGUUUAAAUGGGAGCGUGACGGGAUGCUGAAGGAAAAAGCUGGACCGAAGCUCGGAGGAGAGCUUCUCCUGCCUCGAGGAGAGGAGCACGGCAAGUUCCUCAACAGCAAGUGACAGCGCCAAGCCGGUAGUUGUGGGAACAUGUGUUUUAUGUUUGUAAUUUAAGUGUGUGUAGCAUUUUUAAAUUUGUAUGAAUUAUGUUUUUAAAGUUUGUUUCUUGUGUUAUGGAUUAUGGAGACUUUCAUGUCUGUGAUUAUACUGGAUAUGCUGGAAAUGAGCUGAUUAAAGUCACAAUUUGCAA